AUGGAUGCGCAGCCGAAGGUGUCCUUGGCGCUCUUGGACGAUGAGUAUUUCAGCUUCCCGGAGGUGUCUCAGGUCUGGGGCGAGGCCAACUGCACGGACGUGGCGAAGGCUGCAAAGAAGGCCGUGCCACUCAACUGGCCCACCAUCUCCAGCGAGAAGGGCCAGUUCCUGAACACCGUGGUGUUGGACCUUUGCCUGCACCGGAUCAAGCGCUUGCCGCGGGGAUAG
Messenger RNA from Effrenium voratum, 228 nucleotides. NCBI's taxonomy places the organism in Eukaryota, Dinophyceae, Suessiales, Symbiodiniaceae. The record is from the annotation of a GenBank genome assembly.